Geodia barretti is the source of this 1222-nucleotide messenger RNA. The record is from the annotation of a GenBank genome assembly. NCBI's taxonomy places the organism in Eukaryota, Metazoa, Porifera, Demospongiae, Tetractinellida, Geodiidae.
UGCAGCACGCAUGCUCGACAUUAAUUUUCACUGGGCGGAGACUGAUUGCUGAGCUGGACGAAGGUGGCUUCCUCACGGUGUUUUCGAGUUUGCUUCCUGCCUGUGGGCCUCUGGGGUGAGGGCCCGUUUGUUGGUGGUGUUGUCAAAUGUUGCUUCGCAGCUUUCGCGUCGUUUCUCUAGGUGCAUUCAGAAGUCCACGCUACCAUUACGCAACGUACACGUUCGAGAUUUGGAUCAGAGCAAUGUCGACUGAAUCCUCCUCUUCCUCCUCGGUUGCUCUCAGGCACGACAUAUCGCAGCUGAGGACGGCCUACAGUCGCACCACCUUCACCGAGGACCAACUGGUCUCCUCCACCGACCCGUUCCGGCAGUUCCACGCCUGGUUCCAAGAGGCACUCACCUGCAAGGAGGUCGCCGAGGCCAACGCCGUCUGUGUGAGCACGGUGGGCGAAGACGGUCGGCCGUCCAGUCGAAUGGUGCUCAUGAAGGGCUACUCAAAAGAAGAAGGGUUCAAGUUUUACACGAAUUUGAAGAGUCGGAAGGCGAGGGAGGUGGCGGCUAACCCGGCAGUGUGUCUGUUGUUCUACUGGGCACCGCUGCAUCGACAGGUCCGCAUCGAGGGGACGGCCGAGCAAAUGAGCGACGAGGCUUCGGCCCGAUAUUUCAGUACCAGACCGCGGGAGAGCCAGCUGAGUGCCGUGGUGAGCCCGCAGAGCGAGCGGAUCUCUAGUCGCGAGGAGCUCGAAGAGACACACAGGGAACUGAGUCGGGUGUACUCUGACUCCAGUGUCGACAUCCCAAAGCCGGAGCACUGGGGAGGGUUCAGAGUUUGGCCACACUCUGUCGAGUUCUGGCAGGGUCAGAGUACACGGCUGCACGACAGGAUAGUGUUUGAGAGAGAAAGGGACAAUGAAGGCUCUGGCAAUUGGACCAUUCAUCGCUUAGCUCCCUAGUUAAAAAACAAUAUCUCUUUUGUAACACCAUCAUUAGAGUUUGUGUCUUACUUAAUUGCUCAUUGUGGCUGUCAGCUGUUGCAAAUAAUUGAUGCAUGAUUGUAACCGAUUAAUACAGCUGUGGCACAUCCUAGUCUAUUGUCCAUGUAAUCGUGUCUGAUGGCACAUCCUAUAGUCUAUUGUCCAUGUAAUUGUGUCUGAUGUACCCAUUAUCCCUACAAUCUGUGGGUACAUGCAUGGCGGCAUGUGGGAGUAUAGAGGCAAAAAAA